This is a messenger RNA of Anarrhichthys ocellatus (wolf-eel), 1927 nucleotides long. RefSeq names its product nudix (nucleoside diphosphate linked moiety X)-type motif 5 (gene nudt5). The transcript has 10 exons. Gene Ontology annotation, molecular function: ADP-ribose diphosphatase activity. The record is from RefSeq and is a predicted model, not a curated record. Gene Ontology annotation, biological process: nucleoside phosphate metabolic process; ribose phosphate metabolic process. The coding region runs from base 348 to 1004 and encodes 218 amino acids. Lineage: Eukaryota; Metazoa; Chordata; Actinopteri; Perciformes; Anarhichadidae. Gene Ontology annotation, cellular component: nucleus.
CAGUUCUCUAUAUUUUCAAAUGUGACAUUAUUAAUGCAACUACAUAAUACAUAAGCACAGUUAAUGAGAACGGAGCCAUUAUCUUUGGAUACUAGUCAACCUUUUUGCUGUCAACUAACCCCAUUCAUUAAUCUAUUGUAAAUUAUUACUAAAUCUUGCAUUAACCCCAAAACGUUUUUUUAGUUGGUACUCAAGAAAAACAUUAACUAUUAGUCUUUCACCUCAUUGAAGGAUAAAACUAGACUUAGGUGACGUUUGCGGUACCCGGAAGUGGUGGCAGAGUGACUCCUCAUUGCUUCUUUCCGAUCUCUACUACGGUGGGGAUUUCACUUGUCCAGAUAGUGAAAAUGAGCAACUCCGAGGAACCCAACGUGACUACUGCUCCACAUAUAGUGAAAGAAGAGCUCAUGGCAGCAGGAAAAUGGCUGAAGCUGGAGAAGACCACAUACGUGGACCGUGCUGGAAGCACCAGAGCCUGGGAGACGGUGAAAAGAACAACGAGGCAAACCAACACAGAAGCAGACGGUGUUGGGAUUAUCGCCCUGCUGAAGCGGACGCUCCACAAAGACUGCGUGGUGAUGGUGAAGCAGUUUCGUCCUCCCAUGGGAUGCCACACUCUGGAGUUUCCUGCAGGGUUGAUUGACGAGGGGGAAAGUGCAGAGGCAGCUGCGUUGAGGGAGCUAAAAGAAGAGACCGGCUACAAAGGGGAAGUAGUGGGAAUCACUCCAGUGACCUGCCUGGACCCCGGUCUGUCUAACUGCACCACCCAGAUGGUCAUGGUCAACAUCAACGGAGACGGGGGGGAGAACAUCAACCCAACGCAACAGCUCGGCGAUGGAGAAUUUGUUGAAGUCAUUCUCUUACCUCUUGAUGAAUUCCAGGUGAAACUAGAUGAUCUGAUGAAGAAAGAAAAAAUCGUGGUGGACGCCAAAGUGUACAUCUUCGCCAUGGGGAUGGUUCAGGCUUUCUUUAAGCCGAGGGAGCUCCCCGUCCUGAAGCAGUGAAGGGAAACGUCCAGGAUGAGGAUGAGAGAAGAAGAAAUGUCUUUUCUGUUGCAUAGGGCUCGCUUCACAGGACUGAAAAAUCUGUAUUGGAAAAGGAAAAAAAUUCUAAUAAGAAAUAAUAUGAAAAGUUGUUUCAUUGUGGUUUUGGACGCCACGUAACCUCAUAUUUUAAUAUCUGUUUCUGUGAUGUAUAACGACCAUCCAUAGAGCAAAAUGAAAGAUGGAAGACACCAUUACAACUGUGUGUGAUAAACAUACUGAACGCACAAAUCUAAUUAUGAAAUGGAAGUCUGGAAAACGCCUUGUAUUUGGGAAGUGAACCCAUGAUGGAGCUCUGUUUACAUGUUGCGGCCCACUUUGUUGUCAGUAUGGAGGUACUACCAAACACCUCAAGGACUGAAACGUACUCUGGUGGGGCCCAUUGUUUCAUCGUUUGCACACUUAACACAGAAUAUGUUUCAGUCUCGAACGACUAAUAACUUCCAUGUUUUUUUUUAUUUUUAUGAGAUUACAUUUAGUUUGAUGAGACAUCAUUUUUAAUUUAGUGAUAAGAAAAACAUUCCUUAAAUACCGUUUUGCCGACUUUAAUGGGAGGAACGAAUUCACCUGAAAACACUUUAAGCAUGCAUACUGAAAUGCAUCAUGGGAACUGAAGCAACGCUCCCUUCAGAGGAAGUAGACGACCAGUUAGUUACAAAAUAACCCAUAGUGAUAAUAGUUACAUGUAGUAUUUGUUUGAUGUAUUAACAAAAUGUGCAACAGAUGCUGUCGCCAUAAAGGCAGCGACUGAUUAAUAUGAAAUAAUUCAUGCUGUGCCUCCAACCUCACGGUGCAGUGAACUGGACAUUGACGCAGUACUCACCUUUAGCGACUAGAACAUACUGACCAAUGAAUAAAUGUGAUGCUACUUUUGCUUUCCCGAA